Molecule: messenger RNA, 1362 nt
Organism: Pollicipes pollicipes
Lineage: Eukaryota; Metazoa; Arthropoda; Thecostraca; Pollicipedomorpha; Pollicipedidae
Product: ankyrin repeat and SOCS box protein 1
Exons: 7
Coding region: 163-1083 (306 amino acids)
Biological process (GO): intracellular signal transduction; positive regulation of protein catabolic process; protein ubiquitination
Molecular function (GO): protein binding
Source: RefSeq, a predicted model, not a curated record
GCAGCCGCGGGCAUACGCGGGUGGAGGUGGAAUCACAGGAGUCGCGACCGUGGGGUAAAUGCACGCAAGCGAGCAAACGUACAGUACAGAGGCUGGCCAUGUCAGUGGCCAUUGGCGGAACAUAAGAACCCACUUUUAGCAACACAGCAAGACAUCCCCACCAUGGACCUGUCAAGCCUGCUGAUUGACAUGGAGGAGCCGGCAGAGGACAUCCGCCUGCACCAGGCGGCCUACAGCGGCCACCUGGACACCCUACGCCAGCUGCUGCAACAGGCCAAGUACCGCCAGGGCAUUAACAAGCAGCUGCGCCUGCUGGGCGUCUCACCGCUGCGGCUGGCCGUCUCCGGUGACUCGCCUGAGUGUGUCUCGUGCCUGCUGGACCACGGCGCCGAGGUGGACCUCACCGACAUGAAGGCCCAGACGCCGCUGUUCGUGGCCGUCAAAGAUCAGCACCUCGAGUGUGCCAGGGUGCUGCUGGAGCGAGGCGCCUGUCCGAACGGGUCGGCCGAGAACCUGUCGACGCCGCUGGCCCAGUGCUGCCAGGCCGGCUGGCUGCCCGGUGUGCAGAUCCUGCUGUCGUUCGGCGCCGAUCCUGAGGUGGGCCUGCUGCGCGGCGGCCUGUUGCCGUCGCUGCCGCUGCACACAGCCGCCGUGUACCACCACCUGGACUGCUUCCUGGCGCUGCUGCUGGCCGGCAGCCUGGCGGACCCGGCGCGGCGGCCGCGCGUGCCGGCCGACGCCGUUCGCCAGGUGUCGCUUCCGCACGCCGUGCUCAAGUACAGGUGCUCGGUGGAGUUCGUCGAGCUGCUGUACGAGUUCGGCGGCAAUCUGUGGCAGCUGAACGGCGGUGGCCUGCUGGCCUGGGAGGCCGAGCCCGACAGCCUGCUCGUCAAGCCCAUCAAGCAGCUGGCAGGCACGCCCCAUUCGCUGCAGAACUUGUGCCGGCUGCUGCUGCGGCGCCAGCUGGGCCGCCGCCAGCUGGCACGCCUGGCGCAGCUGCCGCUGCCCAAGCCGGUCGUCAAGUAUCUCAUCUAUUCGGACACCAUCCGGCUGGUGCAGUUCGGCACGUUCCGCUUCAGCUAGACUGGGGGCGUCUCCGGAGCGCGCCCACUGCCGCGGCCGAGACGGUGAAGUGGCCGGGAAGCGUGGCUGAGGGACCUCCUGCGAAGGGAUUGCAGGAGUAGCUAAGACGUCGUCCGCGCGGACGAUGCAGACAGCUGCCUCUCGGGCCGGCUUUAGCCGAUAGGCCAGUAUUUGUGGUGCUACCCGCUUGUGUGGGCUACGAUCCGCUGCCGUGUCGACGCUUCUGUGACAGCGCGCGGCUCGGACGGCGUGGGACGCGGGAGGGGGGGGGGGGGGGAG